AUGCCUCUCUUUAUCCAUUUCGGCCUUGCGCUGGUCGCACUCGCAUCACUCUCUCUGCAAGUCGCGGCCCAUGGUGCAAACGCAAAUGCAAGUGCAAAUGCCUUUCAACAGCAUUGUCUCUCCUUCGCCCCCGAGAAGCUGAUCUGGAACUCGACUCGAACGCACCUCGAAUAUGUCGCCAAUGGGACAACCCUCGAGUUUCCGGACAAUGUUGCCUCCUGCGCUCGACCCCAACAGCUGGUAUCGGCGGACCUGUGCCGGAUUGCGCUCUCGAUCCCCACGUCUCAACGCUCAAGUAUCGCUCUUGAACUCUGGCUCCCGGAGCAAUGGUCCCAGGCGCGCUAUGUGUCGACGGGCAAUGGGGGGAUAGAUGGAUGCGUAAAAUACGAGGAUCUGGCCUACACAACUAGCAACGGAUUCGCCGCCAUGGGUACCAACAAUGGACACAAUGGAACCACCGGCGUGACUUUCCUCAACAAUCCAGACAUCGUGGAGGAUUUUGCCUAUCGGGCUCUCCAUACCGGUACUGCCACGGGCAAGCUGCUUACCGAGAAAUUCUACAACAAAACACCAGCGUACUCGUAUUACCUAGGAUGCUCUCUCGGUGGUCGUAUGGGUAUCAAGGCAGCAGAACUGUACCCCGAUGACUUUGAUGGCAUCAUCGCUGGCUGUCCCGCCGUCGACUUCAAUUACUUGCAAGGGGAGAGAGCUAUGUUCUACCCUAUUACUGGCGCCGCCGGUUCUCCCAACUUCAUCGAACCAGACCUCUGGACAGGCCUAAUUCACAACGAAGUUCUCAAGCAGUGUGAUGCGCUUGACGGCGUAAAAGAUGGCAUCAUUGAAGUGCCAGAUCGAUGCUACUUCCAGCCCGAGACUUUGCUCUGUCGACCAUGGUGGUGGCCGUUUGGGAAAUCUAGCCCAUGUUUGAACUUUCAACAGGUUCUGCAACUUCGGCAGAUAUAUGCUCCUUAUACUUAUCCCAAUAGGACAUUGAUUUUUCCUCGGAUGAACCCAGGAAAUGAAAUCUUCGCCGUCCAAAAGUUUUUCGCGGGUGCUCCUUUCAGUUACUCUGAGGACUGGUUCAGAUAUGUCGUCCUAAGCCAACCAACUUGGAAUGCUGCCACCUACAACGAAACGCUUGUAGCUCUUGCUCAGGAACUCAACCCCUUUGAUAUCCAGACUUACCCGCAGACGCUCCCGGCUUUCAAGGAAAAAGGGGGCAAGCUACUCAGCUACCACGGCGGUCAAGAUAAUCAAAUCACGAGUUUCAACACGGAGCGCUUCUGGGAUCGUAUGGCUGAGGCAGAUCCCCAGCUACAGGAUUGGUACCGCUUCUUCCGUAUCUCGGGCAUGUUUCAUUGCAAUUCUGGCCCUGGCGCUUGGAUUGUCGGUCAAGGUGGUGGAGCCGCAGCUGCGGGGAUACCGUUUGAGCCGCAGCAGAAUGUUCUUGCUGCGAUGGUUGCCUGGGUGGAGAAGGGACAAGCACCAGGUAGCCUGACGGGUACAAAGCUUGUGAAUGAUACCCUUUCAAUGGGUAUUGAUUUCCAGCGGACCCAUUGCUUAUAUCCUAGCACGCAAACAUAUAUCGGUGGUGAUUAUAAGCUUCCGUCGAGUUGGAGAUGCCAAUAA
Amorphotheca resinae ATCC 22711 is the source of this 1629-nucleotide messenger RNA. RefSeq lists its product as hypothetical. NCBI's taxonomy places the organism in Eukaryota, Fungi, Ascomycota, Leotiomycetes, Helotiales, Amorphothecaceae. The record is from RefSeq and is a predicted model, not a curated record. The transcript is spliced from 5 exons. The coding region runs from base 1 to 1629 and encodes 542 amino acids.